Molecule: messenger RNA, 1519 nt
Organism: Drosophila willistoni
Lineage: Eukaryota; Metazoa; Arthropoda; Insecta; Diptera; Drosophilidae
Product: putative inorganic phosphate cotransporter
Exons: 4
Coding region: 1-1449 (482 amino acids)
Biological process (GO): transmembrane transport; monoatomic anion transport
Cellular component (GO): plasma membrane
Molecular function (GO): transmembrane transporter activity
Source: RefSeq, a predicted model, not a curated record
AUGACCGCAGAGUUACCCAAAGGACCUACGCUGGGAAUGCGGCAUGUCCAGGUGUUGCUUAUCUUUCUGGAUAUCACCGCCAUCUAUAUGGUUCGCCUCAAUGCAGGAGUCUGUGUGGUGGCCAUGACAAAUUCCGAGACUACCAAUCCCAAUUUUCCGGAAUACGAUUGGACUGAAUUGGAGAAAUCGUAUAUAUUAUCGAGUUUUUUUUGGGGUUACAUUUUUACACAAUUCGCUGGUGGCUAUCUGUGCAAAAAAUUUGGUGUGAAAGUUGUCAUGUUCUGGGGUACUUUUGGAUCAGGAGUCUUUAGUGCUCUAACGCCUUUGUUCAUUGGCUUUGGCGGCUGGCAGGCUUACUGUGGCAUCAGAGUCCUACUUGGUGCUGCUCAAGGUGUGAUCUUUCCGUGCAUUCAUCAGCAUUUGGCACGAUGGUCGCCACCAAAAGAACGCAAUCGUUUAGGUGCUCUGAGUCACACGGGAAUCGAGUGUGGCAAUGUUUGUGCCAUGUUUGUAAGCGGCAUGAUAGCUAAGAGCGCCAUUGGCUGGCCAGGCAUAUCAUAUGUCUCAGCUGGUGUGGCCUUUACUUGGUGUCUGCUGUGGUACAUUUUUGCAGCAAACAAUGCCACCGAAUCGCGUUUCAUUAGCAAUGCGGAGAGAGAUUACAUCGAGGGUUCAUUAAAGCAUAACGAAAGUUAUCAUAAAACUGUUCUAAAGAUCCCUUGGUAUGCCAUUUUGACAUCAAAACCCUUCAUAGCCCUUCUCAUUGCACGUUGUGCUGAGAACUGGGGCUUGAGUACAUUGCAGGCGGAAAUUCCAUCGUAUAUGAACGGUGUCCUUGGUAUGGAUAUCAAGAGUAAUGCCUUCUUUUCGGCAUUGCCCUUCUUGGCCAUGUGGCUAAUGUCAUAUGUGUAUUUAUUAUCGGCGGAUAUAUUGCUCAGUAAGGAGUUGCUAUCAUUGACUGCUCUGCGAAAGACCUUCAACUCACUUGCUUGCUGGAUACCAAGUGCCACCUUAAUUGGAAUCGGUUUUCUGGAUGCCGAUCAAAAGACUCUCGCCAUUAUCCUGAUGACCAUCAGUGUGGGUGUGAAUAGUGGUGCGACAAUUGGUAGUUCACUCAAUACCAUCGAUCUAUCUCCAAAUCAUGCCAGCAUAUUGAUGGGUAUUGUGAAUACAGCAGCGAAUAUUGUUCCCAUUGCAACGCCAUUGACCGUGGGAGUUAUUGUGGACGAAAACGAAAAUCGUUCGCAAUGGCAAAUCGUAUUCAUAAUAUCAGCUGUGAUAUUCUUUGUGGGAAAUUGCGUCUACUUGGCCUUUGGCACAGCGGAAUGUCAGGAAUGGGACGCAGACGAUUAUUUAUUGCCAAAAGAACCAGAACUGGCAACAAAAUCCGCUAAAAAUGAAACACUCAAUGAAAAAAAGGCACCCGCUACACUUGAUUUCACUAGAUAGUACUACAAGUCGUGUGUGUAUAUACCAGAACAAAGCAAAAAACAAAAAAAAACACUCUUUGAAGAGGUAA